Molecule: messenger RNA, 3307 nt
Organism: Tachysurus vachellii
Lineage: Eukaryota; Metazoa; Chordata; Actinopteri; Siluriformes; Bagridae
Gene: foxo6a
Product: forkhead box O6 a
Exons: 2
Coding region: 1-2055 (684 amino acids)
Biological process (GO): regulation of transcription by RNA polymerase II
Cellular component (GO): nucleus
Molecular function (GO): DNA-binding transcription factor activity, RNA polymerase II-specific; RNA polymerase II cis-regulatory region sequence-specific DNA binding
Source: RefSeq, a predicted model, not a curated record
AUGAUGGUGGAGGAAGAGGAGCUGGAUACGCGUGCACUUGACCUGGAUGCGGACUUGGAGCCGCGCAGCCGCCCGCGCUCGUGCACCUGGCCGCCGCCGUGUCCCGAGGACUUCCCCACGGCAGCAGAGCUCAGCGGAGCUCCUUGUCCACUGAUAAAGACAGAAGCCGAGAUCGGGCCGCCGUGCAGAUCAGGGCGGAAGAGUGUGAACCCCGCCGAGGUGAAGCGCGAAGCCGGAGCCGCGCCGUUGCCGUGUCUAAGCGGCGCUGCGCUCGAUGUCGCCGGGCAGCUGCGCAAAGCCAAGUCCUCAAGGCGCAACGCAUGGGGGAACCUGUCAUACGCAGACCUGAUCACCCGCGCCAUUGAGAGCACGCCCGAGAAAAGGCUCACCCUGUCGCAGAUAUACGAUUGGAUGGUUCGAUACGUACCUUAUUUCAAAGAUAAAGGAGACAGCAACAGCUCGGCUGGAUGGAAGAACUCCAUACGCCACAAUCUGUCACUUCACACCCGCUUCAUCAGGGUGCAGAAUGAAGGCACAGGGAAGAGCUCCUGGUGGAUGCUGAAUCCAGAAGGGAGUAAGGCUGGAAAAGCUCCCCGGCGACGGGCCGUCUCCAUGGACAGCAGCACCAAGUACCUGAAGUGCAAAGGCCGUGUAAACCGCAAGAAGGUGGUAGGCAGAGCAGUGGUUGGUACAGUGGGGCAGGGAUUUCAUGGCUCCCCAGAGCAGACUAGUCCAACAGGGAAACCUGUCACAGGAGCAACAGGUGUUGGGGAGGAGUUUGAGGCAUGGACUGAUCUCCACUCUCGGACUAGCUCUGCAGCCUCCACACUAAGUCUGUCACCCAUUAUGGCAGGGGAGGAGUUAGAAAACCCAGAGGAUGGUAGGUUGUCCUGCUCUACUUCCCCACAUAUCUAUCCCAGUCCCUCCAGCACUCGCUCGCCUGUGGCACAUUGCCCACCUGUGGAACUGCCACAGCUAGCGGACCUCACCGGAGCCAUCAGCUUAGAAGAAGGUUACCACCACCAACAGCCCCCAUGUCACAAGCGUCCUCCCUACCACUACAGCAGUGGGUCAAAAGUUCAGGGCUCCUACAGUAGCCCAGCCUAUGGACAAGCUGGCAUGAGCAUGCUGUGCCACCAAACACCAUUGCAGACCAUCCAGGAAAAUAAGGCCUCAAGCUUUUCUGGCAACAUGCAGACUUACUCAGGCACAAACACCUUGCAGAGUCUACUUACUGGCUCACAGUACUGUGCUAAGGACAUGAUACUUGGCCAGGAGCAUGAGCCCAUGAUAGUUCCUUCCAGCAGCAGAGUGGGCAACUGUCAUAACUCUGGCCACACACACAAUGGCACACAUGAUCAUAACCCUGCUCAUAGCCACAACAGCACCCACAGUCUCAACCAAUCACACAGCCACAGCUCUGGUUCAAGCAUAGCCAAUAACCCCACUCAUAGCCAUAGUAUGAAUCACACCAUGAGCCACAGCUUGGGCCAGAACCAUCAGACUCAAAGCCAUGCUGUUCACGCUCAACCCAUCAGUGGCCACAUGCAGUCAUACAGCCAUAAAACCCCAUAUCUGUACAGCCCUCCAGCUCACGCACACCUACCUGCCUCAACCACACUGCCACCAAACCCUGCUGGCAUGCAGGGCAUCUCUCAGGACUCUUGCCACCUAGCCACUGCACCACACCCUCACCCCCGGUACAGCGCCACAUACCCAGGCCCACACCAGCAGGCAAUGGCUGAUGGACCAUACCAUCAAGCUCAGGGAUUGGUGGGGGGAGGCGGUGGUUACCAAGGGUACCACCACCCCCAUCACGGCUACCCACAUGAGCGGUUACCAGCAGACCUAGAUCUGGACAUUUUCCAUGGCAGCCUGGACUGUGAUGUUGAGUCUGUUCUCCUCCAUGACAUGUUGGACUCAACAGAGGAGAUGGAUUUUAAUUUUGACUGUUCUAUGGCACAAGGAAUGGGUGUUGGGAUGGGCAUGGGCAUGAGCAUGGGGCUCACAUGCCCACAACAGAGCCACAGUAACCAGAGUUGGGUGCCUGGCUAACGUACCAUGCUUUCCUAUGGACAAUAUAAGAGAUCAAACUACCUUUAAGCCCGCUUACAGCGGGACGCACCGCUUCCUUUCCAGGGAGAUGCACUGUGCGUGACAAAAAUAAAAAAACAUAGUUUCUAAGUUCUGACUUACUCAGCCUGCUCAUCUCUCUGUUUUUUUUCCUGAAAUGGCCCUCUGUUAGACUCUUUCUGCUUAACAUUAACCCUUUGCUCUUGCCGAAUGAACCGUGAUGACAAUCUCAACUGUUACCCAACAUUGCCUUUUUCUCCAGUCAAAUCUAAAUGCUUGAGCACUUUAACUGCGUAAAACAAAUCCAUUUCUUACUCUCACAAUGGUGAGUUAGCACCUGGAUGGCAUGAGCUGUGGCUGGCUUUUUUAUACCCUUAUGGGGCCAGUAUGCAGACAAAUUAAACAGAAUUAAAUUAAACCGAAAAAUCCAAAAUUUCAGCAGGGUACAAAUUCUGACAGUUUAAUUUCUGAACGACCUUAAUAACAUUACUUCUUUUGGAAUAAAAACAAGAAGGCAGCGAUUCCUGCUUUCUCCCCCUCUUUCUCCAUCUAAUUCUCUCAGUGAGAGAUGAUGUUAGAACUCACUCACCUUCUUUUCUCACUGAUAGGUUCAGCUCCCCUGCCAGCCUAGACUGGCCCAUCAUCCUUCAUUGGCCCAUUAACGACUUGAUUGAAAUUCAGUGUCUUGUUUUUAAUCUCCAAAGUGAUGCUGCAGUGAUGCAUCAUUAUUGCAGAUUGAAUACACCCCCUUUCCAUCUCUAGACCUCUCUUCCAUCUCUCACAUAUGUUGAGUGAUGGGCAUGAUUAACACAGUCAUCCAGCACACAGGGAGUCAGUAGACCUGUCUGUUUGUCCAGAAUAGGACACACACUCACACAGAAAAUUAUUUGUAAUAGAAAGAGCAAGGCAUUAGUUAUUAUUUUUGUUUAUGAAAUUGUUAGAAUCCCAUUAUGGCAGUUUGGUCUCUCUUGUGCGUUGCAAAAAUGGGAAGUGUUGUAUUGUAACUCCAUGUGAUGUUUAAUUUUGAGGUGCUAUGAGAUAGACAUACAUUAAUUUUUUAGCAUUAUUUUGAUUUCCUAUGUCAGUAAUCAAAGAUUAAAAAGACAAAAAAAAUAAUCAGGUAAACCUCAACAUAGCCUAGGAUUUUGCCUUAUUUUAUGUGUAAAAAAUGGAAAUGGAAAACAUUAAAAUAGAAAAGGGCUUGCAGUGAUUUGUGGCAGUGGAUAUGUCAGUG